Messenger RNA from Pyrus x bretschneideri (Chinese white pear), 2036 nucleotides. RefSeq names its product U-box domain-containing protein 38-like. Gene Ontology annotation, biological process: protein ubiquitination. Lineage: Eukaryota; Viridiplantae; Streptophyta; Magnoliopsida; Rosales; Rosaceae. Gene Ontology annotation, cellular component: cytoplasm; nucleus. The transcript has a single exon. Bases 129 to 1718 code for a protein of 529 amino acids. The record is from RefSeq and is a predicted model, not a curated record. Gene Ontology annotation, molecular function: ubiquitin-protein transferase activity; protein binding.
AAAAGUACCUUAAUUAAACCUACUCAUGUCCACCACCACAACAACCCAAUCCCUCAAACAACCAUCAACCCAAAAUUCCUGAAACUGAUAGCUCUGCUGCCCCCGCCACCGCAGUCUCCUCGUUGGGUAUGGGCGGUAAUGGCAAGCGCAGGUGGAAGAUCACCUUCUACCGCUCCAAUUCCAGCUCCAAGAAUCCCCCAAAGGAGCUCUUGUGCCCCAUUUCCGGGUCCUUAAUGUCCGACCCUGUCGUCGUCUCUUCGGGUCAGACCUUCGAGCGCCUCUCCGUCCAACUCUGCCGGGAAUUGAGCUUCUCCCCCAAGCUCGAAGACGGGACCCGACCCGAUUUCUCCACCAUGAUUCCCAAUUUAGCCAUCAAGUCCACCAUCCAGAACUGGUGCGACCACAACAACGCCCAGUACCCGCAGGCACCCGAUUCAAUCUCCCUCGAUAAGGCCAUACGGGCGGUGAUGGAGGAGGAUAGGGAAGACCCUGGAAUUAGAGUUUCGGAGCGGGAGCUGCUGAGGGGGAUGGCAGAGAAACCGCCGGUUAGCUUCAUGCACGCGGCGACCGAGUUGGGCCGCCGAGUCGACCAUUUCUACUCGAGCUCGUCGGAGGAGUCAGUGGUUAUCCCGUCGGCGAGUCCACCCAUUCCUCUCCCGUUCGCGACUCGGCCGUCGUGUUGUUCCUCGUCGUCUUCUUCCGAAGUAACCGCCGAGCUCGAAACACUAAACCCUAAUUCCUCGUCGCCGGAAUGCAAGGAGGAGGAGCAAUUGAUGACGAAGCUGAGAAGCUCCCAGGUAAUCGACCAGGAGGAAGGAGUAAUUUUACUCCGGAAGCUCACGAGGACGAAGGAGGAGCUUAGGAUUUCGCUCUGCACUCCCCGGCUGCUCUCCGCCGUCCUAUCACUGAUUGUGUCGCGAUACAGCACCGUGCAACAAAACGCCGUCGCUUCGCUGGUUAACUUGUCUCUGGAGAAGCCCAACAAGGUGAAGAUCGUACGGUCAGGAUUUGUCCCGCAUUUGGUGGAUGUAUUGAAGGGAGGAUCCAGUGAGUCGCAGGAGCACGCCGCCGGCGCGCUCUUCAGCUUGGCGUUGGAGGAAGACAACAAGAUGGCGAUCGGCGUGCUCGGCGCAUUGCCUCCGCUGAUGCACGCGCUCGUGAGGGCUGAGAGUGAGCGGACGCGCCACGACUCGGCGUUGGCGCUCUAUCACUUGACGCUGGUGGAGAGCAACCGAGUCAAACUCGUUAAGCAACACAAUGCGGUGCCGACUCUGUUGGCCUUGGCCAAGUCUCCGGCGUCGGCGGGCCGAGCUCUACUGAUUCUGUGCAAUCUAGCGAGCUGCAGCGAGGGCAAAUCCGCCAUGCUCACCGCCAACGCGGUGCAGUGCUUGGUGGGGGUGCUGAGGAGGCGGGGAGACUUGGACUCCGAGUCCACUCGGGAGAACUGCGUGGCGGCGCUCUACGCGCUGAGUCACGGAUCGAUGAGAUUUCGCGGGCUGGCGAGGGAGGCCAAUGCGGUGGAGGUGUUGAGUGAGAUCGAGAAGAGUGGAAGCGAGCGGGCGAGGGAGAAGGCGAAGCGGCUGUUGACGGUGAUGAGAGGGAGGGAGGAUGAGCCGAAUUUGGACUCGGUGUUGGACUCGGGUGCAGGAGCUGGACUCGGUCCGACUCGGUACCGAGUUGGGAGGAACUUGCAUGCAGCCAACUCAUCUACGUUUUAAUUUAAUUUUCUUUUCUUUUCUUUUUUUCAUUAUUACAGAAAAUGGGUUUUUUUUGUAUACUUCAGAGUGGGUGUAAAUUAUUAUUUCAGGAAAAUGUAAUGGCUGCUGAGUUGACAAGGUCGAGUCAUGACUCGGUACUGAGUUUGGACGUGUGGUGGCAUACGGCGUCAGCGGCGGUGGCGGGUGUAAUUAUUGGCGGGGGAUGGUCCUGUCUCCUUUAUUUUUGUGUUGUCUUUUUGCUUUUUUGUUCAGGAUAAUUAUAUUUUAGUGUUAAUUGGUGCCUGUAAGUAAGAUUUUAUUAAGGAUUUUGGAAUGUUA